This is a messenger RNA of Coregonus clupeaformis (lake whitefish), 3103 nucleotides long. RefSeq names its product CREB-regulated transcription coactivator 1-like. Gene Ontology annotation, biological process: protein homotetramerization; positive regulation of transcription by RNA polymerase II. NCBI's taxonomy places the organism in Eukaryota, Metazoa, Chordata, Actinopteri, Salmoniformes, Salmonidae. Gene Ontology annotation, molecular function: cAMP response element binding protein binding. The coding region runs from base 8 to 1633 and encodes 541 amino acids. The record is from RefSeq and is a predicted model, not a curated record. Gene Ontology annotation, cellular component: cytoplasm; nucleus. The transcript has 13 exons.
GCGAAACAUGGCGACAUCAAACAAUCCGCGGAAAUUUAGCGAGAAAAUCGCUUUACAUAAUCAGAAGCAGGCAGAGGAGACCGCAGCAUUCGAGGAAGUGAUGAAAGAUUUGAGUAUUACUCGAGCAGCGAGGUUACAGUUACAGAAGACCCAGUAUUUACAGCUGGGACAAAAUCGUGGGCAGUACUAUGGCGGAUCAUUGCCAAAUGUCAAUCAGAUUGGAAAUGGCACCAUUGACAUGCCUUUUCAGACUCCUUUUCAAGGUUCAGGUGACACGAGCAGAACAACACGGCAUCAUGGAUUGGUUGACAGAGUUUACCGGGACAGAAACCGCAUCACGUCCCCACACGGAAGGCCCCUCGACAAACAUGGACGCCAAAUUGAUAGCUGUCCAUAUGGCUCGGUGUAUCUGUCACCCCCACCCGACACCAGUUGGAGGAGGACUAACUCAGACUCAGCGUUGCAUCAGAGCACUUUGAACCCACAGGACAUUUUCGCAGGAGGCUCACAGGACAUGCAGCCUAAACGAGUGCUUCUGCUUCAUGUACCAGGGCCAGAAGACACAGAAUCAGAUAUGGACAAAGACGAACAAAAACAGAACUGGGAUGGCAAAAAGAAUGCUUUAUCAAGCUCCAAGGUCCCAGGAAUCAACAUAUUUCCGUCUCCGGAUCAGGAUCUGACCGCGUCGCCAAUGCCAUCAGCCAACAACACGGGCGGUGGCUCCCUGCCUGAUCUGACCAACAUCCAGUUCCCCCCUCCGCUGCCCACACCCCUGGACCCCGAAGACUCCACCCUCAGCGCCUCCAACAGCACGGGAAACCUGUCCACCAGCCACUCACACAGUUUCAGCUCCACCAGCCAAGGACAGACCACCUCCCAGCAAGGCAGGCAGGACAACAUGGUCAACCAGGACUCCCACCAGCACCACUCCCUACAGCUCUCCCCCACCCUGUCACCACCACUCACCCUCGCCCAGGCGGAGACCAUAGAUGCCAUGACACUGGAGGCGCAGUUGUCCCAGUAUGCGUUCUUCAGCCAGUCCUCCUCUCAACAGCAGCAGCAACAACAGCAACAGCAACAGACCACUCAGGGACUGACUAGGCAGAUCCAGCUCCCAUCCCCUCUGAACACCUCCUCCAUCCAGACACAGAACUCCAUGGAUAUGAACUCGCACAACUCCAUAUUGGGCAGUGUAUUUGCUGACUUCUAUGACCAGCAACUCACAUCCAGACAGACCAGUGCUCUCUCCCAACAGCUGGAGCAGUUCAACAUGAUCGACAACAAUAGUCUGUACGGCCAGGGCUCAACCCUCAACUACUCCCAAGCAGCCAUGAUGGGUUUGACAGGUAGCCACGGCAACCUGCAAGACUCCCAGCAGCUGGGCUACAGUAGCCAUGGCAACAUCCCCAACAUCAUUCUCACAGCCACGGGAGAGUCUCCACCCAGACUGUCCAAGGGGUUGUCUUGCAGCUCUCUGUCGGCUGACAUCAGCUUCGACGCAGACUCUCAGUUUCCCCUAGAUGAGCUGAAGAUCGACCCGCUGACCCUGGACGGGCUGCACAUGCUCAAUGACCCUGACAUGGUCCUCACUGACCCCGCCACUGAAGACGCCUUUCGGAUGGACCGGCUGUAGAGCUGCUGCCAAAGUCCGGCCUGAGGGGGUGAGGGCUUGUGUCUGUGGGGAGAGGGCUAUUUUUGGGGUGUGGGAGCCCGAGGCGAGGCCCCAGCUGUGAAGUGUGUUCAUCCCGCACUCCCACCUCCCUUCACCAGCUGCCCCUUUCUAAGAGCUAUGGGUUAAUGAGAUAGUAGGUAAAUGAGUUUGUCAAGAAAUUGUCGAUACAGUUUGCUUUCUUUCUUCAGAAUGGGAAAGAUGGAUGGCAAUAUUGUCAUAUCUGGUGGAUAUUGAGCUUAUGGUCAUGCUGUGACUAGUUUGUGCUUACCAUUCAUCCCUUAACUUUUUUUUCUUCUUUCUUUUUUUUUUUUACAUGCCUCCUGCCGGCCUUUCUGUUGGAUGAUUUGUUUUUUGUAAAGAAGAAAAACAGUAGGGGCUACUACAUUGGUCUCACCUCCUAUUUGAAGACAUUAACUGAUUAAAAUCAUCUUUCUUUCACCUGCCAUACUAGAUUAGCAUGUCUUAGCUCAUAUAAUCACCCAUCUGCUUUUUCAGAACCGCCCUCUCAUGGCUAGUCACAUUUCCAUCAAUGCCCUUAACCGCGCUGUCAUUAACUCACACUAGUUGUAUUUAUUGGUGCUCAGUUUUUUGCCCUGAAGUUGACCAGUAUUUUACUUUUGGUUCCCUUCUGAACUUGUCAUUUUAAUUUCAAUCCAUCAAUUUUGUCAGCAUUUCAGGUUUGUACAUGUUUUAGUGCUGGUCAACAUCUAAGCGGUUUCCUUAGUUGAACAACUAGGAGUUUUAACCCUCCCCUUUAGCUUGUGAUUUUCCAGGGCAGCUGAAGUAAAGCCUAAAUUCCAGUUGAACAAACUUGAAAAAUCACUCAAAAUCCUGUUUGUAGAUUUUUCUUAAAGGAUGUCACAGCCUAGGGUCACUUUGGCAAUUUAGGCAUGAAAAUACAUUUCAGUUAUAAUAUGCACCAAUGGUAGCUGGUUUUGAGAUGCAAACAAGAUAAAAAAUGAAAUCUGAACUAAUUACUGUGAGUGAUAAGAUUCUGCCUCAUAAGAUUACAUGAUAUGGAAAGCUAUUAUCUCAACUCUCCAUAAAAAAAUUUAGGUUAUUGUGCAACUUGUUUAGACUCCUAAGCAGUGAAGUGCAAACUAUCAAGCAUCCCCGUUUCUUUUCCGAUGACCUGAAUAAAAUUGGCACUAGUGUGAGAAGAGGACCAAGUUGAACACAACUAGGGGAGGAUUAUCACAACUUAUGUUGUUAUCCUCUGCUUUUCACUUGUUACCAUUUAGCUUUUCAUAUUUGAGGUGGUACUGUAUUUCCCUUGUCAGCCAAAUUGAAAUGGACAGAAAGAGCCGAGGUAUCAUAUGUCUGAUGCCCUUGUAGUUGCUACUUGUGAAUUUGAUGUUCUACAGUGGCUUGCUAAAUUAUUCACCCCUUUUGUAUUUUUCCUAUUUUGUUGCCUUACAACCUGGAAUUAAA